GGAUUUGAUUUAAAGUGGAUUUAACAAAAAGCUUCAUAAAAACUCAAACAAGUGUAGACGUGUAUGUAAAUGUAGCUAUAGAAAUAUUUAGGCUAGUAAAUAAGCUAGUAUUCAGUUACCUUGAUUAGCUCUUAAUUAGCUAAAGCCGCUACUUCCUGGGAAUUACUGUGCAGAGGGGGAGUCUCACUGAUUGUGCUUACGCUAGCUUUUUAAAAAUGCCUUUUGUGCAACACUAAAGCAACAAUAUUGGUCUUAAAAAUAGAUUUGUAUCAACUUUUGCUGUAUUUUUGAGCCACAGAGGGACAUUUUUAGUAAAAAUCUUCUUCGUAGAAACAAUAGUUCCCCCCUCCGACUCCUGAUAAAUGAUAGAGUCCAGAGGGCGCGAGGCUCCAAACAUUUGGUUUAACGGACAUUAAACAGGUAAAAACCGAAUAGUCUUUAUCGUUAAAACGGAAUAACACGCUUUUAAAUAUAUGAAUUUAGGAUUAUAAAGUAACGUCUGUUUAAAUAAUUCGUCAUUUAAGGAAAACGAACGCGCAGCAGGAGUCAUCAACAGCUUCUCCAACCUGCCUGAGUUCCAGAUUUAAAGAUGAGUGAGGAGAACAUGGAGGAGGUGCAGAUGUUGGAGGCUCAGAUCGAACGCCUCCAGGCUGAAGUGGAAGCGUUGCAGCGCCAGCAGCAGGACAACCAGAAGGACAUCACCUUCCAGUUCAGAGGACAGAUGCAGGAUGCCAUAGCAUCUCUGUGUGGACGUGGACCAGUAGGAGAGAAGGAGCGAGUCAUGUCCAGCCUGAAGGAGGAGGUGGAGGAGAUGGAGGAGGAUCUGAGGCGGCAGACGCAGAUGAACGGCAUCACUCUGAACGGCUGCAACGCCAAAACUCUGAGAAGCAGUGGCAGUAAAGUGGUGCAGCAGCUCUGUCUAUCAGGUCGCUGCUCUGAACUGGACUUCCAGGUGGAGUUUAAGCUCUCUGAGGUCAAAGACGGUCAGAAAUCUCAGAGAACCAUCAGUGAUCUGAAUGUGGUUCUGGACUCCAAUGACCUGCAGACCUUCAGCAGCUUCGUGUCCAGCGUGGAGGAGAGCUGUGAUCUUCUGCUGUUCUUCAGGACUUUAAGGACUUUCUCAGACAGGUGUGACGACAGAAGCAGAACCUUCCAGCACUUCCAGCAGAAGUAUCCGUCCGUCGUCUCUCUUCCUGGAGGCUGCAGGUCGGAGGUCAUGGCUCUGAGUCACGCUGAGCUUUCUGGUUGCGUCCUUUUUGUCCGUUGGUCCAUCGAUGUUUCCAGAGAAGGAGGCGUCUCUCCGAACAUCGAGCUGCUGACCAAGAUCCCAGACCAAGCUCUGAUGUUGUUCCCCUGUUGGCCUGUUGGAGGUGCCGCUGAGGCCUUUCAGAGCCUGCUGAGGAUUCUGGGAGUUGAAGGCGCCAUGGAGUCAAUCAUCGUCAGCUUCCAACAGGAAGUUUAACCAAACCUCCAUCUUCUACUUCCUGACUUUCAAUAAGAAUUCUUUAAUUCAGUCGAUAGAGACAGAGAAAGACGACAGUGAAGCUUUGAGUCCGUUAGAAAUCUUUAAUUCAAUAGAAAGAGCUCGACUGCGACAGCUGUGACAGCAGCGGAGCUCAUCGGUCAAAAUCUACAAAAAUAAAUAAUUUAAAUACAAAAUGCCA
Molecule: messenger RNA, 1664 nt
Organism: Amphiprion ocellaris (clown anemonefish)
Lineage: Eukaryota; Metazoa; Chordata; Actinopteri; Pomacentridae
Gene: cenpp
Product: centromere protein P
Exons: 9
Coding region: 590-1462 (290 amino acids)
Biological process (GO): CENP-A containing chromatin assembly
Cellular component (GO): chromosome, centromeric region; nucleus
Source: RefSeq, a predicted model, not a curated record